This is a messenger RNA of Quercus lobata, 2154 nucleotides long. Its product is annotated as release factor glutamine methyltransferase-like. Lineage: Eukaryota; Viridiplantae; Streptophyta; Magnoliopsida; Fagales; Fagaceae. Gene Ontology annotation, molecular function: nucleic acid binding; protein methyltransferase activity. Bases 725 to 1825 code for a protein of 366 amino acids. The record is from RefSeq and is a predicted model, not a curated record. Gene Ontology annotation, biological process: protein methylation. The transcript has 3 exons.
CUAACCAAACUUUUCCCACACAUUCCCCAACCGUACCUCACUCUUUUUUAUCUCCUUGAAGAGGAGCAAGGAGCUCUCCUGAACUGGCUGUGAAGUUCUCCAGGUCCCAUUCUAUUUCUUCCAUUUCCUUUUGUUUGGUUGCUUAGAAAAUAGGGAAUAUUAGCCACGAAAAUUCACACACAAAAUUCUUCUUCUAAUCAAUGAAUGAAAAAUAGAAACUCUAAUUUCAAUUCUAAAAGCCCAGUGAAAGGCCCUGCUUGGUUUAAAGUUUAAAUCUUUCUCUCUCUCCUUGCCUCGUAUAUGUCUGAAGUAUAGAAACCUUUUAGUUUCAUGUUUCUGUUAAGUUAAUACAUUCUUGCUUUAGUCUCUGUCUUCUGCUUUUCAUUAUUGUUAGAAGCCAAGUUAUUGGUACACUCAGAACUAGGAGAGUGGUAGAGAAUUCAAUAGAGAAAUUUCAAUGCUGGUGAUGAAAUUUAAAGUCUAGGCUUUUAAUUCUUGCUUUGGUCAUAGUGUUUAUAGGAGCAUUUUUAAUGGGUUUAUGGUGGAAUUAGAAUUUGGUUUUGUUAUAAGGUGGGUGGUAAGAGUUUUUGGCAAGAUAAUGUUGUUGUUGGUAUAGAAAUUUGUAGCUUUAUUUUUUGGGGGUUAUUUAAUUUUGUUCCAGGUUUAAGCAUGAUAUUGUAGCAUAGAGAAACCUACAUUUUUUUGACAUUGACAUUGCCAAAAAAUGAAGCUAAGCUUCAUACGUGGAUGUUUUCCUUCUAAUUUAUCAGUCUUUAUUAAACCCUCUAUAAGUACCAAUCUUCUUCGACCUGUUUGCUUUUCUUCAAUGUCAUCCCCACCCACUUCUUUGAAGCCUCAAAUUCCUCUCUUUCUAAGACCACCACUGCACUCAGCUUCUGUUUCUGACCUCCGAAAAUGGCAUGAUUGGGCCAAAAAUCUUGCUUCUUCAGUUGGGACAACCUUUCUAGACUCCGACAAUGGUCCAGACUUGGACCUAUUUUGCAGGGAGCUUAAGUGGCUCAUGGAAGAUGCAAUUGAGGAUCACACAGUGUUUUCCCAAAUGGGUAUUGAAAACAAUCAAACAAAUGUAAGAUUAAGGACAGGCAUAGAAGAGCUUUACAAUCUGUGGAAGCAGAGGAUUGAAGAGAGGAGGCCUUUUCAGUAUCUAGUUGGGUGUGAGCACUGGAGGGACUUGGUGUUGAGUGUCCAAGAUGGGGUUUUGAUUCCGAGACCUGAGACCGAACUCAUUGUUGACUUGGUGGCUGAUGUCGUUUCAAAUAAUGAAGGAUUAAGAGAGGGAUUGUGGGCAGAUUUAGGAACUGGAAGUGGUGCACUUGCUAUUGGAAUUGGGAGGAUUUUGGGGAGUUGUGGGAGGGUCAUUGCAACAGAUUUAAGCCCUGUCGCACUGUCUGUGGCAGCUUUUAAUGUGCAGAAGUAUGGUCUUCAGGAUGUAAUUGAAUUAAGGCAAGGAUCAUGGUUCAAACCAUUGAAGGAUGUGGAAGGAAAACUUGCAGGUAUUGUCAGUAAUCCACCGUACAUACCGAGUGACAAUAUCCCUGGGCUACAAGCUGAGGUUGGUAGACAUGAACCGAGACUUGCAUUAGAUGGUGGUCUAAAUGGCAUGGAUGAUCUUCUCCAUCUUUGCAAUGGGGCUGCUUUGAUGUUAAGACCUGGUGGAUUUUUCAUUUUUGAGACAAAUGGUGAGAAGCAGUGCAAGUGUCUUGCAAAGUACAUUGAAAAUGACAUUAGAGGGAACUUCCACAGUUUGGACAUAGUAUCUGAUUUUGCUGGCAUUCAAAGAUUUCUAACUGGAUUCCAUCAAUGACCAAUUCGAUUUGUGCAUGAUCUUGUAUAUCAGCCAUCAACUAGGAAACAAGGAGAGGAGGAAAGCAAUCUUGGAAGCUCUACCAUUGAUUUUCGGCUACUGUGUUUGAGGCUUUAUAUUUUGGGGAGGCGGUGGGGGGGGAGGGGGCAGGGGGUGGAAUUUUUUGUUGAAACUCUAUCGAGUGACCAAAAAAAGGAAAACAUAAAUGUUGUACCCUUGGGGCAUUGACUCGGGUGGUAUAGAGGUAGAUAAAUAUGCUUUGUUUAUUAGCAAUGUGAUAUCAAUACAAUAAUUGGAAGCAUAUCCUAUUGACUUCUACAUUUCCUGUC